AUGUUUGAGAAAGUUACUGAUUUUUUCAAUAAGACCGCUAUAAAGGGCUUCUUUUUUACUCAUGCGAACAUGAUUCUUGCUAUUCUUAAUGGCUUUGCGAUACUACUGCUUAUCGUGGGAUGGGGUGUAUCUUCAUCAAAAGAAAAAAAUAUUCCUGCUCGCACCACGGUAUGGGUGCUUGGAUUUAUUCUACUAUCCGCCACUAUCCUGAUAUCCAUAGGUGUGCAAAAGAUGGAGCCAAAUCUUCUUCUUUACUAUGGGCAUCAAGUUCUCUCCAUCCUCACGCUUGCUAUGAUGGCAAUCGCAAUGGGGACUAAUAACGUCGUAGUGAACAUGUGCGCUCAGGAUAAAAAAGGUGAUGUUAAGGUUAGUUGUGGUGCGCAUUUGACGGAGCUUUUUGCAGAAAUCUUGGUGUGCAUCAUUAUGGUAAUUUAUUAUCUUGGAACUCAACAGCGUAUCGUGAUUUUUAUCGACAAAGGGAUAUUGGAUGGUAUUCGGGGACGCUCUCACAGCAGGAUGGAGUACUUGAUGUAA
Phytomonas sp. Hart1 is the source of this 534-nucleotide messenger RNA. The record is from the annotation of a GenBank genome assembly. NCBI's taxonomy places the organism in Eukaryota, Euglenozoa, Kinetoplastea, Trypanosomatida, Trypanosomatidae.